Molecule: messenger RNA, 6429 nt
Organism: Cydia strobilella
Lineage: Eukaryota; Metazoa; Arthropoda; Insecta; Lepidoptera; Tortricidae
Exons: 1
Coding region: 285-6173 (1962 amino acids)
Biological process (GO): DNA integration
Molecular function (GO): nucleic acid binding
Source: RefSeq, a predicted model, not a curated record
AUAUAUUUUGUAGGUAACUAGUUAAGUUUUAUUUUAAGGAAACUUUGUCAUAUUAAUUUAGAUGUUAAUGUCUAAUACUUAAGGUUCAAAAUUGUAUGACGUAUCUUAUGCAAGUAAUGUGCAUUAUGUUGCUAUGCGCCGGCGGCAGUCCGCUGCUAGACGCGAUCGGUUUCACUCGACUCUGUAUUCAAAAAUCGGAUUAAAGUUCAUUGUUAAGUUCAACUUCGCCUUUUCAUUCCUCGUGCCAGUGCCUAUGAUCUACAAAGUGGUCUUCGAACCGGAUUAUGCACCGAACGCCUAGAAAAAUAGAAACACGCAAUGCGAAGGCACGUCGGGAGCGCGAAGAACACAUGGCGCGCGAGCGAGAACAAAGAGAAAGUGAGGUUAUACCGCCGUGCAAUGAAGCUAUGCCCGAUGAAGUCAAGAAACCUUUGGAUCCGAUGGUCAAGAAGUUUCUACAAUACAAAUUAAACGCGACAAGCAGCAUAAAGUCGGAGCCGAUGCCGCAAUUUAAGCAAAUUCCCGACACGAAGCCUGCCGCGUCACAUGUGGGUGCCGUCCCGAGCAGCAAGGGCUCACGAAGAUCGUCAGCCUCUAAAGAAGCCAGGCGAAAACAAUUAAUUUUGGACGCUGCAAAGGAAAAGGCUGCGAUUCAAAUGGACAUAAUUAAUAAAACCUUAGACGCGCAACUUGCAGCUCUUAGUGGUAGCGAAGAGGACCUAGAGGAAUACAGUUCACAAAUCGAUGGCAAUUUACCUCUUCGCAACGAUAUAAAUGCGUGGGUUGAGCACCAAAGCAACCACACGGAACUACCUGAGGAGCGGCAAGCCCCCGACAAUGGAGUCACAACGGGCGAGUUGCACAUUUCAGUUCCAGCACGGAUGCCUGCACCUGUCAUACCCUCUGCAUUCACCGAGCAAGCUCAGCCGAUGCCAGCGUCUAACCUAGCACCGCGCGCCGCCGCCGAUGGCCCCAUGCCGGCAGCGCCGCCGGCGCCAGAAGGUACCGUCAGCGCGCUCAACCAAACAGUGCAAUUAUUGGCCGGCGCACUUAAAGACCUAUCGACCGCUAGCAAUCAAGUGCCUAACGCUAGUCUGCUUAGUCGCAUUAGCACACCUAAGGACCUACCUGAAUUUUCAGGUGACCAAUUAGAAUGGCUUCAGUUCAAACAGGCCUACCAGGAGUCAACUGAGGUCUGUAAAUUUACAGAUAAAGAAAAUUUAUGGAGACUUCGUAAAUGUCUUAAAGGAGCCGCACGAGAUGCUGUCGCUGCAUUGUUUAUCAGCGCCACGUCGCCCGACCGGGUAAUGUCGACAUUGGAGCUACGUUUUGGAAACCCAGACAGCAUCAUUUCUCGUAUUCUGCAAGACAUCAAGAAGCUACAGCCUUUACAACUCGAAUAUCAUAAGGAUAUAGUUAUGUUCGCAGUGAAGGUUCAAAAUUUCGUAGAAGCUGUGCGAGCAGUAGGACGCGAGGAGUACCUACACGGCAUGAAUAUCGUCUCCAUCAUCCUGUCCAAGCUGCCCACUGUGCUCAUCUCAAAAUGGUCAGACUACAGUUUUAAACUCCUCCAAGAUGCGCAGAAAUCGAGGUUAGUCAUUCUAUCGGAUUUUCUUAAUGACGAAGCAUUGAAGAUUUCUACAACUGCAAGUUUUUUAACAACUACGCGCAGCGAUACCUUUAAAAACAAGUCUAGCGAGCAUUCAUCUUCCCGUACACAAACUAUUUUACUACAAACUGAAGUAGGCGAUUUAAAAUGUUUAUUUUGCCGAACAGCUGUGCAUAAGUUAACGGAAUGCAAACCAUUUAAGAAAGCGUUGCGCAAAGUACGAUGGCAACAUAUAAAGAAACAUGGUUUAUGCUACAAAUGUAUUAUCUCCAAGCACGAACGCGAUACCUGCAAGGCCCCUGCGUGCGACAAGGACGGUUGCGGAGCUCCACAUCAUCGCCUACUACAUUAUCCGGUAAACAACAGUGCGCGUGACGUCAUGGCGGCGCCCGCACCGCGGCCGAGUGCAAGUGUACCGAAUAAUAGCGCGAUAAACGGACCCGUGCCGCGCGAACCCGCGUUCAAGCCAGUGACGGAAACUUUAACUCAUAUAAAUGCGACCGACAGCAGAGUGUUGUUAAAAGUAGUACGAGUGUGUGUUCAGGGACCUAACGGUAUGGUAAAUAGCACUGCGCUAUUGGACGAUGGAUCUACCAUCUCAUUAAUAAGUGCCAAUCUCGCGCGUCGCGUCGGUCUACAUGGUAUCUCGCAGAGACUGGUCGUUCACGGUGCGUUUAAAAAUGACGGGCUCGAGUACAAAUCGACCAAAGUGAAUGUCGACAUUAAAGGUAUGGACAAUAAGGUUUAUAAUGUAAAAUUGCGUUGUGUUGAAGAAUUGAGUUUGCCAUUACAAACAUUGUCUGUUUUAAAAUUAGUUAACUAUUCUCACCUAGCAGAUAUAAAACAUAAAUUUUGUACCACUGAUUCAGAACCCGAAUUAUUGUUAGGUCAGGAUAAUUUACAUGUUGUGAUACCUAUUCAAGUGAGGGAGGGCAAAAAUAAUGAGCCAUCAGCUACACUCACCCGUCUCGGCUGGAGCGUCCAUGGGGAAGUGUGCGUGCCGCGGAUUGUCCGUCCGUCCAGGGGUUCACCAUCUGUCGCUGUCCAUACUAACCUUUUUAUUGCAGAUAGCGGAUCAGAUCACGAUACCACUUCAAAUGAGUGCCUCCUAAGGGAAAUCCACGAAGAUGUUAGGCGCUCGUUUCUGCUAGAUUCCAUGGGCGUGACGGCGCACGCACGCCAAAAGGCCGACGACGGCCGCGCCGUCGCGCAGCUGGAGCGCUCCGCCGAGCUCAUCGAUGGGCGCUGGUACGUCGGCCUUCCGUGGAAGGACGAACACCGCCCCAUGCCCGACUCCCGCCCAAACGCACUUACCAGGAUGAAGGGUAUUGAGCGCAAAAUGGGUAAGGAUCCAGGAUUCGCCGACAGGUACCGUGAGAGGGUCAAUCAUUUAUUUGAAAAUGAUUACGCUAUGGAACUUACUAAUACCGAGGUCACGCCGAAGACUUAUUACUUACCUCAUUUCGGCGUGGACAACCCGAACAAGCAAAAACUUCGUCUGGUCUUUGAUGCUGCAAGUCAGGUAAGUGGUAGCUCUCUGAACGAUUAUUUGCUCACAGGGCCCGACCUAUUGUCAUCACUUUUAGGUAUAAUGCUGCGCUUUAGGGAACAUCCAAUAGCAGUAACAGGUGACAUUAGGGACAUGUUCUUAAGGGUUAAGAUCCAGCAAGACGACCAGGACGCACUGAGGUUUCUGUGGAGAAACAACCCCACAGAAAACAUAAAGACGUACGCGAUGACGUCACUCAUUUUCGGUGCAAAUUGCGCUCCAUUUGUCGCGCAAUUUGUUAAAAAUAAAAACGCCCAGCGAUUUGAAUCGUCGUUUCCCGCCGCCGUCGAAGCCGUCGUCAACUCGCACUACAUGGACGAUUACAUCGACAGCCUGCCCGACGAGGCGACAGCGAUCGAAAUGGUAAGGAAUGUCAGUGAUAUCCACAGGGCGGGCGGCUUUGAAAUAAGAAACUGGACGAGCAACAGCGUUGCAGUUUUAAACAGCGUGCCAAAGGAGACCUUAGGUACUGCUGCUGUAAGGUUCAAAGUCGGCCAGCAACAUGAAAGCGAGCGUACCUUGGGUCUCAUUUGGUACCCAGCUGAUGACAUAUUGGGCUUCGAUUUGUCAUUAAAACGUAUACCGAGCGACGUACUUAAAGGUGAGAAUAGGCCUACAAAACGUUUAAUGCUAAGAGUAAUUAUGUCAAUAUUUGAUGUACUAGGUUUCUUAGCACCCUUUACGAUUCAAGGCCGAAUCAUGCUUCAAGACGCUUGGCGCUUACAGGUGGAUUGGGAGGAUUACAUUCCAGAUCAGAUUUAUCACAAGUGGCGAAAGUGGGUCGACCUACUAAAGGUAAUUAAAAAUAUCCGUAUACCUAGGUGGUACUGCGCAGCCGCGCGGAAUGCAGUAAGGGACAGCCAAUCGGCGACAGCGCGUGCGAGUGAAAUGCAAGAUUGUGCGCCUACGCACAGUGCUACGAAAGGCUACGAGGGCGUAGCUCCAUCUACAUGUGCUACGACCGCAUCGAGUAGGUACUCAUAUUAUAAUAAUUUACAAGUGCAUUUUUUUAGCGAUGCAUCUACUCAGGCGAUGUCAGCUGUGGGCUAUUGGCGCUGGGAACACAACGGUACUAUUCAUGUUGCAUUUAUUGCCAGCAAAGUUAGAGUUAUGCCGGUAAAACAGCUGACUAUCCCGAAGGCUGAGCUGCAAGCUGCAUUGUUGUCGGCAAGACUAGCCGAUGCAAUUGGAAAGGAGCACAAACUGACGCCUGCGAGGCGUUACUUCUGGUGUGACUCCUCAACUGUGAUACAUUGGAUUCGCAACAAAAAUCGUACGUAUAAGGCCUUUGAAGCAAAUCGUUUGGGGGAGAUUGACGACCUUACCCGCGUCGACGAGUGGCGGUACAUUUCUACUAAACUAAAUGUUGCCGAUUUAGCCACGCGGGACUCGUUUGAUCUAGCCCUACAAAAUGAGUGGUUCAAAGGUCCUUCUUUCUUAUACGCUGACGAAAGUCAAUGGCCUAAAAAUAUUACACCGACCGGUAACAAGGAGGAGAUAGGUGAAUGCAUAGCAGUCGUCCAGAUGCGCGACGAGCCUGCAUGCAUACCAGUGCCGGACCCACAGCGCUUCUCUUCGUGGCUUCGUCUCACCCGCGCCACGGCCACAGUGCUAAAGUUCAUCGCCAGGUGCAAAGGUCAGGCGGCCGAGAUCGACUGCGCUACGAUGGAGCGUGCCGAAAUAUUAUUGCUAAAACACGCGCAAAACGAGUCUUUCGGGGAAGACUUAGGUAGAAUUAAGGCGCACGGGGCUUUACAUCGCGCAAGUAAGUUAUUAAAAUUAUCACCCGUUUUAGAUGCAAAUGGACUACUUCGCGUGGGCGGGCGCAUUGACGCCGCAUCAGAUGUGCCUCUGGACGUCAAGAGACCCGUGAUCCUGGACGGCCGCCAUCAGGUAACAAGAUUAAUUGUUCGGCAUUACCAUGUGAAAGCGGCCCAUGGAAGUCAGGAGAUGGUGGUCAACGAAAUAAAGCAAAGGUAUUGGGUAAUUAAACUUAGACCUACUGUUAAACUCGUGACGUCAAGGUGCAUGUUGUGCAGGAUAAUGAAGAGCAGACCUCAGGUACCUCGCAUGGGAGAUUUGCCAGAGGCCAGAAUAGAACAUCAUCAGCGACCCUUUUUUCACUGUGGGUUGGACCUUUUUGGGCCAAUGGAGGUCGCGGUGGGUCGCCGCAGAGAAAAAAGAUAUGGUGUUCUAUUCACAUGCCUCACAGUACGGGCGAUUCAUAUCGAGCUGGUUGCCUCCCUCACAACUGACUCGCUCAUCAUGGCGUUACGACGAAUGGCGGCGCGGCGCGGCUGGCCGCGCCAUCUGUACUCGGACAACGGUACUAAUCUGAGGGGCGCCGACACAGAGUUGCGCCGGUCGAUGGAGGCGCUAGACAUGGAUGUGCUAAAAGCUGAGGGGGUGAAUAACAACAUGGACUGGACUUUUAUUCCCCCCUCCAGCCCCCAUUGGGGUGGGGCGUGGGAACGUUUAAUACGUUCAGUAAAGACGGCUCUCAAGGUCGUUUUAAAAGAACGAGCACCAAGGGACGAAGUUUUGACCACAUUAAUGGCAGAGGUUGAGAACAUGGUCAACGGUCGUCCAUUGGUGCACGUGUCUGUCGAUCCUGCUGACGGUGAGUCUCUUACUCCUAAUCAUUUCCUUUUAGGAUCAUCAUCGCGACUCCCUCUCGUAGGAGAGUUCGAUGAUUCUGAUCUCAACUUGAGGAAACUAUGGCGGAAGGCGCAGAGGCUCGCUGACAUGUUUUGGCAGAGGUGGCUAAGAGAAAUCUUACCCACCCUCGUGCCUAGGACAAAAUGGCUGGAGGAGCAGAAGCCGUUAAAGGUAGGAGACCUCGUUCUGGUCGUGGAUCCCAACUCUCCCCGCAACAUGUGGCCGAAGGGGUUGAUCACCCAGGUGUUUCCUGGCGGAGACGGUCGCAUCCGUUUAGUGGAGGUGAAGACGGCUACCGGGACUUACCGGCGGUCCGCGGCUCGCAUCGCUCCAAUUCCCGUAAGUUUAGAGUGCUGAGUCAGCACUGGGGUGGGGAGUGUUAGCGAUGCGCUCACUAUACAAGUACUUAUACAUAUAUUUUGUAGGUAACUAGUUAAGUUUUAUUUUAAGGAAACUUUGUCAUAUUAAUUUAGAUGUUAAUGUCUAAUACUUAAGGUUCAAAAUUGUAUGACGUAUCUUAUGCAAGUAAUGUGCAUUAUGUUGCUAUGCGCCGGCGGCAGUCCGCUGCUAGACGCGAUCGGUUUCACUCGACUCUGUAUUCAAAAAUCGGAUU